Molecule: messenger RNA, 1102 nt
Organism: Capsicum annuum
Lineage: Eukaryota; Viridiplantae; Streptophyta; Magnoliopsida; Solanales; Solanaceae
Product: ADP-ribosylation factor-like protein 8b
Exons: 6
Coding region: 256-810 (184 amino acids)
Biological process (GO): protein transport
Molecular function (GO): GTPase activity; GTP binding
Source: RefSeq, a predicted model, not a curated record
AACCGAGAUUAAUAUAAGGGCAAAUCGGUCACUCCAACUUUAUCUUUCCAUCAUAAAUAAUCAGAUUCCAUAUCACCGAUACGUUUCGCAAAAUACCAUAAACAGCCACAACGUAAACGAAAUUUCCCAAAUGGUUCAAAUUUGAACCUAGACAAAAACAUCAUUAUAAUUAUUAUUAAUUGUUUUUGUGUGUAUGUGUAGGAGAGCGAGAGAUAUAUAACUCUCUCAACUAUACUGAACAUUAUACAGAUCUCCAUGGGUCUUUGGGAAGCAUUGCUCAAUUGGCUUCGAAGCCUCUUCUUUCAGCAGGAAAUGGAGCUUUCUUUGAUAGGGCUGCAGAAUGCAGGAAAAACGUCACUUGUAAAUGUCAUUGCUACUGGUGGAUACAGUGAAGACAUGAUACCGACAGUGGGAUUUAACAUGCGGAAAGUGACUAAGGGAAAUGUGACUAUAAAAUUGUGGGACCUUGGAGGUCAACCCAGAUUCCGCAGUAUGUGGGAAAGAUACUGUCGUGCUGUUUCUGCUAUAGUUUAUGUUGUUGAUGCUGCUGAUCAUGAUAACGUAAGUAUUUCAAGAAGUGAAAUCCAUGACCUGCUGAGCAAGCCAUCAUUGAGUGGUAUUCCAUUGCUGGUAUUGGGUAACAAGAUCGACAAGCCUGGAGCCCUUUCCAAGCAAGCUUUGACUGAUCAGAUGGAUUUGAAAUCGAUUACAGAUAGGGACGUGUGUUGCUAUUUGAUAUCAUGCAAAAAUUCCACCAAUAUUGACUCAGUUAUUGAUUGGCUUGUUAAGCACUCAAAAUCAAUGAGUUGAGCUGCAAAAGGAAGCCCGGCUCCAAGUGGUUCAAGCCCUCUCUUGUUCUUGUACUACUACUGAUCAAUAUGUUAAAGUUGUCAGGUUAUUCCUUUUGCUGGUUUCCUCAUAGUUUUCUUUAUGUAAAGCAAAUUAUUUUCCCAAUUGAAAAGAGUUGGUACGUGUAUUUACUUAUGUGAUUAUCCAUGCCUGCAAUUUGUGUACACCUCUUUCCUUCAAUGGAAAUAUGGGCACCAACGUGUUCUUUGGAAAGGACAACUUUGAUUUAUUUUAAGAAACUAAUUUGUUUUUA